CCCCACACAUUUCUCUCUCUAUAAAACCCACCCUUCACUCCCUCACUCCUCUGCAAAAACAGGCUUAUACAAUUACUCACCAACUCGUUCCACAAACACAGCAUCACCAUUUUCCUCUCUCAUUCCCCCCACAAUGCUCCCACUACUCUCUCUCUUGCUCAUCUCCCUCCUCUUUUCCUCUUUCCCAGUUCUUGAGGUUUCAGCGGCGUCAGUCAUACUGUACAACAAGUGUUCACACCCUGUUUGGCCGGCGAUCCAACCCGGCGCCGGCAAACCCCUUUUGGCCCGAGGAGGCUUUAUGCUCCCACCAAGCAAGGCCUACGCUCUUAAGGUUCCUCCUCUCUGGUCCGGCCGCUUCUGGGGCCGUCACGGCUGCGCCUUCGACGCAUCUGGCCGUGGUCGCUGCGCUACCGGGGACUGCGGCGGAUCCCUCUUCUGCAACGGCAUCGGCGGUACCCCACCGGCCACCCUCGCGGAGUUCACUCUGGGCAACGACCAAGACUUCUACGAUGUCAGUCUCGUCGACGGCUAUAACCUCCCCAUCUCCAUCACCCCAUACAAGGGAUCUGGCAAAUGCAGCUACGCUGGUUGCGUCAGUGACCUCAAUCUGAUGUGUCCGGCGGGCCUUCAGGUCAGGUCUCACGACAAGAGAGUCGUGGGCUGCAAAAGCGCCUGCUCCGCCUUCAACUCGCCGAGAUACUGCUGUACUGGAACCUAUGGAACCCCUCAGGCCUGCAAGCCGACGGCGUACUCCAGGAUCUUCAAGACGGCGUGCCCUAAGGCUUACUCUUACGCCUACGACGACCCCACCAGCAUCGCCACCUGCACUAAGGCCAACUAUCUCAUCACUUUCUGCCCUCGCCGUCGACGUUGAUCUGUUCUCUUCUGAAUCUCUAGUUACUGUAAAACGAAUCGGAGUUUGUUUAGUGCUGAUGGGUAGUAGUGGAAUGAGUUUGGUUUAGUGUACUGUGAUAGUAAUGGAGAUUAGCAUGGUUUUAUGUUCUUGGUGGCUUUUGAUUGCUUCAUUAUGUUCUCUUCUACUUGGUCUGGUUCUGUAGUGGACGAUUAUUAAUUCCUUGAUUAAUGCGAAAGUGAGUCCCGGUUGUUCGAUGA
Molecule: messenger RNA, 1113 nt
Organism: Neltuma alba
Lineage: Eukaryota; Viridiplantae; Streptophyta; Magnoliopsida; Fabales; Fabaceae
Product: thaumatin-like protein
Exons: 2
Coding region: 134-874 (246 amino acids)
Source: RefSeq, a predicted model, not a curated record